Molecule: messenger RNA, 1068 nt
Organism: Eruca vesicaria subsp. sativa (arugula)
Lineage: Eukaryota; Viridiplantae; Streptophyta; Magnoliopsida; Brassicales; Brassicaceae
Source: the annotation of a GenBank genome assembly
AUGGAUUCAGAAACCGUUACUACCAAUGCGACCCUACAAAACCACCAAGACGAGACCGAGAGAGAGUUCGAGAAGAAUCAAAAACGGUACGAAGACCUAAUCACCUCGUUCCCUCACACCCAAGGCUGGAGACCAAAAUCUCCUCUGAUCAUGUACGGUGGUCACUGGAUAGUGAAGCCUCUCCUUGAACGUUGGCUUCACGCGAGAGACGUCUUCCAAGCACGACCCGUCGACUUCUUCGUUUGUAGCUACCCAAAGUCAGGUACCACUUGGCUCAAAGCUCUUACUUUCGCCAUCGCAAAUCGUUCUGCCUCUGACUCUGACCAAUCCUCAAACCCUCUCUUAAAAUGUAACCCUCACGAGCUUGUUCCUUUCAUCGAGGGCAAACUCUAUUUGCUCCCUCAGAAUGAUGUUGUGGAGGACAAAGGGAACACUCUCUUCUCAACUCAUAUCCCUUACGGGUUAUUACCGGAGUCAAUCUCGAAAGCCGGUUCUAAGAUGGUUUACAUAUGGAGAGACCCAAAGGACACCUUUGUCUCCAUGUGGAACUUCUUCCAGAAGGAAAGGUCAGACAACGGUCCUCUCAACAGUCUUGAGGAGUCUUUUGAUAUGUUCUGUCGUGGUCACUCUUUGUACGGUCCUUAUCUAGAUCAUGUCAUGUCGUAUUGGAAAGCCUAUCAAGAGAAUCCAGAUCAGGUGCUUUUCCUCAAGUACGAGACCAUCAGAGCUGAUCCUAUACCCUAUGUGAAGGAACUGGCUGAGUUUAUGGGGUAUGGAUUCACAUUUGAGGAAGAGGAGAAAGGGGUUGUUGAGAAAGUUGUGAACCUUUGCAGUUUCGAGUCGUUGAAGAAUGUUGAAGCCAACAAAGGAGAGAAAGACAAAGAGGAGAACAAAGGUAAGGUAAGCAGUAAUGAUGUUCCUUCUAAGUUGUAUCCGAAUAGUGCGUAUUUCAGAAAGGGGAAGGUCGGAGACUGGAGCAACUACCUGACUCCGGAGAUGGCGGCUCGUAUCGAUGGAUUGAUGGAAGAGAAAUUUAAGGACACAGGUCUUUUUGAGCAUGGUAAUUAA